Molecule: messenger RNA, 467 nt
Organism: Tinamus guttatus (white-throated tinamou)
Lineage: Eukaryota; Metazoa; Chordata; Aves; Tinamiformes; Tinamidae
Source: RefSeq, a predicted model, not a curated record
AUGCUUUUCCCAGCUGCUCAACGACUGAAGAGGUCCUCAUCCUCCUUUCUUAACCCAGUGCUACAAAACUCACUGGAAGACGUGGUCCUGCUUUAUGAGUUUCUUUUAGCUGAGCUUGACAUUGACAAAAGUCAGAGAAUCUCCAUCAAAGAUGAGGAGCUGGCUUCACUGAGGAAGGCUGCUGAGUUUGACACCAUCUGCAAUGAGGUUAUUCCCAAGAGCAUCACAGAGAUCCGCAGGCUGAGUAGCAGGCUGUCCACCUACCCAAGGGUCCUCAAGAAAGAAGACUUUGAAAGGACAGUGUUGACCAUGGUCUACACAGCCUACAGAGCCGCUCAAUCCCAAGGGCAUCAGAAGGAUACCUGGGCUGAAUCUUUUGUCAAUCUUUACAAGGCCCUGAAGCAUGACUUGAUGUUUUCAUACAGCAAAGAGGCAUCAUAGUGGAAGACUUAAUACACCGGCAACUC